AUGGGGGACGACGAUGAGGAGGUGGUGGACAACACCGCCAAGGCUAACCGCGCGGACAUGAACAAGCUCGGCGGCGGCGGCGGCGACGACGACGGCGGCGUGGACUCCGACGCGGCUAAGAAGCGCGCGCUCGAGAUGGCCAACGACGAUCUCAAGAAGGAGAAGGAGGCGGAGGCUGCGAGGCUGAAGGAGCUCAUGGCGGUCAAGAUAUCGCAGGAGGACGUCGCGACGAUCGUGGGCGAGAUUGAGGUGGAGAAAAAGGCGGCGGAGAUGAGGCUCAGGGAACACGGCGGAGACGUCGUCGCGGCCCUCAAGUCCUACGUCUAA
Molecule: messenger RNA, 327 nt
Organism: Micromonas commoda
Lineage: Eukaryota; Viridiplantae; Chlorophyta; Mamiellophyceae; Mamiellales; Mamiellaceae
Exons: 1
Coding region: 1-327 (108 amino acids)
Biological process (GO): protein stabilization; negative regulation of apoptotic process
Source: RefSeq, a predicted model, not a curated record